GCUACGCAAACACAAAGUGAUUUAACAAAUCAGAAACAUUACUCAGCUUUCUCAGUAGCUAGACUAAUUUAUUAGAGUUGUCAAGUCACUGAUAAUGUGUUUGUUCAGAAGCAUAGGAUGCUCUGAGACUUUGAGUUUAGAACCCUUUCCCAACACACGCUAACAAUAUUUACUCCUAUUUUAAUUCUCUUUACAUUUGUCUUGUCUAAUAAUUUGUCUUUAUAAAGCAACUUAUACAACGCUCAUUCUUCAUCCAAUAGACAACUUUCUUUACAUGCCCAAUUUUCCCUUCAAAAUAUUCACAACUUAUACAACUCUGAAUCUUGUUCCACCAUGUUUCUAUUUAGGUAACAAUUUGAUGCGCAGUUUCUCUUUAACUGUUAAAGAUAUGAUAUUCUCGAUGAUAAAUUUUGUUGCAUCGGUAUCUACAAUGCACUUGGUCUUUGGAUCUACAUUGACAUUUCAACCGGCUGUGAUUUCUUUGAUUAAUACUCGUAAGUCACAAGUAAUCUGGCUAAAUCAUCACACAACGACUAUUGAGGCAAUAUUCAACAAAAAAACUACCAAACGUCUAUCGACCUUACUUUCUGAAGCAAGAAAAAAGGUCGCAAAGGAUCCAUCAAAACCACUACUCUGGCUCGCUGGUAAUUCAUACCCUCUCUUAUGCCUCAGAUGAGAAGAGGAAAAUUAUAAGGCAAAAUGUCGACAAGCAUCCUUGUACACUGAUGUAAGCUGCAAGUUGUUACCUUUUACAUCAAUAUCUUGAAUGUUUUCGGAACAUCCCAAAUGUUGACCUGAAAAUAUACUUAACAAGUAAGAUAAACCCUAUAUAGAAAUGAAAAUUAAUGUAUGACAAGCAUCCAUGUAUACUGAUGUAAGCCACAAGUAGUUACUUAGUGAUCCCUCAACUUCUUCGACUGAUCCAUCAAUUUCUUCGAUACUUUUGACACGUCUAUCAUUUCCAAGAAGAACAAAAACAACAGAAAUACUGAUGAAGCCAAUUGUGUAUGAGUACACUCUGGAGGUUUGAAAUCUGCCGGAACACUUCACCUUGAAUUCAUUCAACGUUUUGGUCGUCCACCCACCUUUCUGGAAAUGAAUGAAAUGAUGUACAAGUAUGCAGGUUCCGGUGAAUAAAUAGAGAUAUGAUGUUCUCGAUGAUGAUAAUUUUUAUUGUAUUGGUAUCUACAACUAACAUUCUGCGAUGGUCAUUGCUUUUAUAAAUGAUAUAAGGUGUGAUAUGAGGUUGUUGCUAUAUUUAGUCUAAAAAUAAAACAAUUGCCUAUACAAAAAAAUGAUUGUUUUAUACGACCGUUUAGA
Trifolium pratense (red clover) is the source of this 1320-nucleotide messenger RNA. RefSeq lists its product as uncharacterized. NCBI's taxonomy places the organism in Eukaryota, Viridiplantae, Streptophyta, Magnoliopsida, Fabales, Fabaceae. The transcript is spliced from 3 exons. The record is from RefSeq and is a predicted model, not a curated record. Bases 275 to 676 code for a protein of 133 amino acids.